This is a messenger RNA of Pantherophis guttatus, 1532 nucleotides long. RefSeq names its product leucine rich repeat containing 42 (gene LRRC42). The record is from RefSeq and is a predicted model, not a curated record. Gene Ontology annotation, molecular function: protein binding. NCBI's taxonomy places the organism in Eukaryota, Metazoa, Chordata, Lepidosauria, Squamata, Colubridae.
GCUUUUUUCAGUCGCUCAUCUCGCGGUCUAAAGUAGGGGCAAGUGAUUCUUCUUUUACAUUUUUGUAUUUUCUGCGGUGGUUUCACAGAAACCUCCCUCGUUGGGAGGCGACGGAUUGGGGGGUGGUGGUGGAUUGGAUUUCCCAACUGCGCACCUUUCAGAGUGGAUUUGGGGAGGCUGCUGCUUGUUUCCAAUGUUCCCCUGCUGAAAUCGAAACAAAACCUGGCUAUAUUGCAUAAAUCUGAAAGCAGAAUGUCAUGCUAUCUUAGUGCCGAAAAUGUUCCAGAAGGAGAACCUGUAUAUGUUCGAGAGAAUGGUCAGCUCUUCAUGAUAAAUCAAGCUUCAGGAAGAGGAAUCAAUUAUACUCCAAAUUCAAGGCCUUCAAGAUUGUUCUCCAAAGAAUUCUCUGUUGAGCUUUGUGUCAACAAGGAAAAUGACAAUGGAAGGACAGAUCAUUUUAUCUUUACUUACACAAAGGAGGGAAGUCUUCGUUAUUCUUCCAAGUCUCUUUUCAGCCUAGUCCUGAGCUAUAUUGCUGACAAUAUUAAUCAUGUUGAUUCACUGAAUGACUUUCCAGAACAGAUAGCAGAAAAGCUUUUCUAUGCUGCAGAUGCUAGGCAGAAAUUCAUGGAAUCAAAAACAGGGCUUUGUGCUUUGCAGACGUUCACUAAUGCUUAUGGAUGCCUAGUGCUUCAGAAACUAUGCUUGAGAAAUGGUUCCCUAAUUAUCUCUGAAAAACUUGAAGAAAUUAAAUCUUUCCGAGGUCUGACGUAUUUGGAUUUGUCCUGUUGUAAACUUGGAGAUGACCAUGAGCUGCUAGAGCAUGUCACCAAUGAAAGUCUGUCCAGUCUAACUCACCUUCUCCUGAAAGAUAACUGCUUAUCAGAUAUUGGGCUUCGCAAAAUGACAGCACGAGUUCGAGUGAUGAAAAGAGGCCUUGAAAAUCUCUCAGUAUUGGAUUUGUCUUCUAAUCCAAGAAUCACAAAUAAAGGAGUUAGGUAUCUGCGUCCUUUCAAGAAGUUGAACUAUUUGGAUCUCUCUGGAACUGGCCUCAAGGGCACAAAAGAAGUCAUUGAUCAAAUCCAGACGCUCAUAGACCUAGUCCAUUCAAAGAUCCCUUUGAAAGAAUUUGAUCAUAGCAGCUGCAAAACAGAAGGAUGGGCAGAGCAGGUUAUCUUGCAGUGGAAACAUGCAGUCCUAGAAGUAGUUAACACCAAAGAAAGUAUAAAAUCUAGAUUAGCAGCACAACAUUUCUAUGGAAAAAGACCCAAAGCAGAAGGAUCUCCAGAAUCACUGUUAGGGGAAAAGCAAAGAGAAAAUUAUGAGAACUUGCAGUUCUACAAAGAAAGAACAGAGACAUCAGAUAAUCCUUUACCACAAAGAGACAUGGAAAUGAUUGAAAAAUUCCCAAAGAGAAGGAGAAUUGCAGGGGAGCAGAAAAAACUUCCCCUUCAAUCAGAACUCUUUAGCUUUUCACAGACAGAAUGGGACCUGCUAAACUCUUAUUGAAUAAAGUGAACAUUUUAAACUAA